Molecule: messenger RNA, 1494 nt
Organism: Pectinophora gossypiella (pink bollworm)
Lineage: Eukaryota; Metazoa; Arthropoda; Insecta; Lepidoptera; Gelechiidae
Product: aminomethyltransferase, mitochondrial
Exons: 1
Coding region: 233-1474 (413 amino acids)
Biological process (GO): glycine catabolic process
Cellular component (GO): mitochondrion
Molecular function (GO): protein binding; aminomethyltransferase activity
Source: RefSeq, a predicted model, not a curated record
AGGUCUCACGUAACUUAAAUGGCAUUUUCAAUCAUCUAUUACAUACAUAAAAAUGGCUCCCAAGAACGUAUUACAAUAUUGCAUCGUUAGUUUAUCACGAAUAAUGUUGUCUUAUUGUCUGGCCUUCGACCUUUCGUAACGAGGGGAUAGUUAACGAUAACGAGCGGGAGAUCGGCACAGCUACUGUAUCGCGCGUAGUUAACGGUUGCUAGCACUGUAGUUAUCAUUAAAAAUGUCUUCGAUAAGCAUGAAUAAAGUUUUCCAUGCUGCAAAAAUUUCAAAUACAAAAGUGGCAAUUCCAAAAAUAAUACAACUGCGUAUGUACAGUGAAUCUGGGAAGAAACCUGUAAAAACACCACUAUACGACUUACACUCCAAGUACGGUGGAAAACUUGUUGAUUUCGCCGGAUUCCUUCUACCAGUGCAGUACAAUGACAUGAGUGUGUCUGCGUCCCAUCUGUUUACAAGGAAAAGUGCUUCGAUAUUCGAUGUGUCACACAUGCUGCAAACCAAAGUAAGGGGCAAAGAUUGCGUUUCGUGGUUCGAAUCUAUCUGUCCGGUGGAUCUGCAAGGCAUGCCGGACGGCAGCAGCUCGCUGACAGUUUUCUUGAACCAGGAAGGAGGUAUUAUCGACGACUUGAUUGUUACUAAAGUGAAUGACAAAGAAUUAUACGUGGUGUCAAACGCAGGUCGUUUGGAAGUCGAUAAAGAGCACAUGAAAUGUACUACAGAAAUGUUUAAGAAACAAGGAAAAGACGUUCAUGUAGAGUUUUGGAAUACGAGUGAACGAGCUCUUAUCGCUCUUCAGGGACCCAAAGCAGCUUCUGUAUUGCAGGAGCUUACAGAUAUACCGCUGAAGGAGUUGUUGUUUAUGACGUCACGCGUGGGGACCGUGGCGGGUGUGCAAUGUCGCGUCACGCGGUGCGGCUACACCGGCGAGGACGGCGUCGAAAUAUCGAUACCCGCCGAUAAAGCCGAAAGAGUCACUGAGGCGCUGCUCCUGUCAAACGAGGUCAAACUAGCCGGCCUCGGGGCUAGAGAUUCGCUACGUUUGGAGGCGGGGCUGUGUUUGUAUGGAAACGACAUCGACGAAAGCAUCACUCCAGUCGAAGCAAGCCUAACGUGGCUGAUUGCUAAGCGCAGAAGGCAAGAUGCUCAAUUUCCUGGGUCUAACGUUAUUUUGCGACAAAUAAAGGAAGGAGUCAGCAAAAGAAGAGUAGGAAUCAGAAUAGAAGAGGGUGCUCCGGGAAGGAAAGAUGCUGCGCUUAAGAACCCAUCGAAUUCCGAAGUUGUGGGUAAGGUGACCAGCGGCUGCCCGAGCCCGUCGCUUGGGGGCAACGUCGCCAUGGGGUACGUUGCAGAAGGCUUCAAGAAAAGCGGCACUGAACUCUUAGUCAACAUCAGGGGCAAGGAUGUGCCCUGUGUUGUAGCUAAAAUGCCUUUCGUUCCUUCCAAGUACUAUAUAAAGAAAUAAAUUUUAUAUUUUUAUAGAAA